Ctenocephalides felis (cat flea) is the source of this 2705-nucleotide messenger RNA. Its product is annotated as inositol hexakisphosphate kinase 1-like. The record is from RefSeq and is a predicted model, not a curated record. Gene Ontology annotation, cellular component: nucleus; cytoplasm. NCBI's taxonomy places the organism in Eukaryota, Metazoa, Arthropoda, Insecta, Siphonaptera, Pulicidae. The transcript has 7 exons. Gene Ontology annotation, molecular function: inositol hexakisphosphate kinase activity. The coding region runs from base 426 to 2462 and encodes 678 amino acids. Gene Ontology annotation, biological process: inositol phosphate biosynthetic process; phosphatidylinositol phosphate biosynthetic process.
UGUGCGCUCGUUUGACAUUCGCAUAUGGACUCUUAUAUAAAUAAACAAAAUAAAAACAACCCUAACUGUAACAUAUAUUAAAAGUUAUCUAAAUGAGAAUAUUAAUUAGUGAACGAACAAGAAUAAUAAUUAUAUAUAAUAGAUUAUAUUACUUAUAUCACAAACAAAACUGAGUUGCCAUGUGAAUUAUUGUGACAUACGUUUAUUUUAAAUUUUUUUACUUGUUUUGUAGUUGUAUAGUGUUGAUUGUCAGUGUUUUUAUUUAAUGUUAAAUUACUUAAUAGUGUUAAGCUGUGAGUGUUUGUGGUCAGAUUUUCUGAGUACGAAGCCGUUAAGUUGGCAGCCAUUGCUGCUGGAGUUGAAAAUAGAGAACAUCAUUCGAGAAUUUCGCUUAUCGUUUGGUACGUCAAAGGACCGACCGGGGCAUGGUAUUCCUGGACCACACUUGGAUGGGUAUGGGCGAUCUGAGGCGAGAUGCGAACAAAGUGUAUUAUAGCACCGAAGAGGGUCCGUAUCAGCCUAAACCAGCUGUGCAGAUCACCGCAACAGUCACCACUAAUGCUAAACUAGUGGAUAGAAAUCAGCCGGUUCCUGAAAUUAUCACAACUGCAGCAAGUGCAGCCAGAUUAAUACAGAAGACUAAACAAGAUGCAGGGCCCCAUGUAUCAGUCAACUUUCCCCGCCUGGAUUUUCGCCUUGACUUCGAGUUGGACGCUGAUGAUGAAUCCGGUGGCCCCAACAUUUCUCGCCAGUCGAGAGACCACGACACAGUCGGUGAAAAUGGACCAGAUGAUGAUGAAGUGGCCUUGCUACCACUCAGCAACCAGGUCGGAGGACAUACACGACUGUUGCUCCUCAAUCAAAAUACGGUGAUUAAACCGCUAAACGUCCGCGAAUUGGACUUCUAUCAGAACAUUCCUGGCGAUAUCAAGCCGUUCGUGCCUAAGUACAAAGGAGUGAUGCAAGCGUCCGGAACAAAUGGUGCGAAGCUUGACAAACGCUAUUCGCCUAGUUUCCGGGAAAUGGACGUGCCUGUCAGAAAAAGUUCCACCAGUACGGGAAAAAGAAAACGCGAUGACAUACUCAGGAUGAAAGUACACAGAAAUGGAAAUGCUUCAGAAGUUCUGAAAAGUAUCUCCCAGCUCGAUAAUAGUAAUAAACAAUAUUUUUUAAUGCUGGAGAACAUCACAUCUUCGUAUCGGCAACCUUGUAUCUUAGACCUUAAGAUGGGUACCAGGCAGCACGGAGACGAUGCCUCGGCAGAAAAACGUUCCAAGCAGAUGGCAAAAUGUGCAGCUUCCACCUCUGCCGCCCUUGGUGUCCGUCUUUGUGGAAUGCAAGUAUAUCAUGCUGAUUUGGACCAUUACGUAAAACGUGAUAAAUAUUGGGGAAGAGAAUUAAAUGAAGAAGGUCUUAAAGCUGCUUUAAGGACUUUCUUUUAUAAUGGGUUUCGUCUCAGGACAGAUAUCAUAAAUCGUGUUAUGAAGAGACUUGUACUACUAAGGAAGGCUAUAGAGAGGCAGAGUAGUUUUCGGUUUUAUUCUUGUUCGCUGCUGGUCGUGUAUGAAGGGCAUUCGGACGUUUCUUCUUUAUUAUUACGCAAUAACGAGUAUUUGACGGCUAAUUCUAUGCAAGAUGAUUGUUGUUUCGAACCUGAAUCUAGCAGUUAUGACGGUCCCAGUGGCCCACGUGUUUGCUGCUAUGACGCGGAUGCAUCCAACUCAUCCGCCGAUCUCAAUCUCUCAUCUUCCCAUGAUGAAUUGUCGCAAGAAUCACAUAGAAGUUUUCGCAAAGUGCUUUUAUCCAAAAUGGAGUAUUACGAUGAAGCUUUGUGCGCUGACUCUCACAGCCGCGGUUAUGCUGAUGCCGUAGCACGCGGUACAAAAGACGCUGAUGAUUCUUCUAAUUUCUAUCCAAUUAACGAAGAGACUGUUUUUCCUGAAUCACAUUCCCCAGAAGUCUCAGGCACGAGUCCGAUGUCGAUAGACUCCUGGACAGUAUACUCAGGUAAUUCUAGCGACGACAUGUGUUUAGUGAGAACGGAUAUGCACAGUUCCGAUGAUACCAACUCGGAUUUCGAGCAGACAGAUGUAUAUUUGAAAAGACACCGUAUGGAACUGCCAUUUACGAAUGGAGCUGUAGAUCAUGCUGAUAGUAAUGUUAAAUUAAAGAAAAAACAGAGAAGUAAAGAUGGUAAGAGCUCACAGAAAGCUUCGAGCAAACCUAUCACGUUGAACGUUCAGAACGGAAUCAAACGUAAAAGUUUGCGAAAAACUGCUAGCAGUAACUCCAGCGGAGAAAAGGUUGAUGUUCGAGUUAUUGAUUUUGCCCAUACAACAUUUGUCAAUAAAAAUGGCUCGACGAGCGCUAACACAACUGUUCACCACGGCCCUGACUGUGGGUUCCUUACAGGAGUUGACAGUCUUAGAAGACUACUUCAAGAAAUUUUAGAUGAAGAUUAAAUGUGAUCUCAUAGGGGAUAAAUAAGAAUAAUUAUCUAAGUAAGCGGACGUGUGAAAUUUCAAAUGAGUAUAUGUGUGUUCGGACAUUUUAUAAAAAUGCGAAAUAAAGUUCUUCCUUGUCAGUAGGACACUUGAAUAUAAUAUAUUAAACUUGGUGAUGGAAUAGUAUUAAUAUAUUUUCCAUAAACACUUACGUUUGAUAAAAAGUUUCGGUGCCUCCAACAUAGGAACAAUAAAAUUAUA